ACAGGGGACUUUUAUUCUAUAUCCGGUUUGACUGCGGCUCUGUUAGCGGCUGCUAAUGUGAAGCGAUGGCGGAGAACACCGUUACAGUGACGGUUGCCUACGGCGCUUCAAAGCACAGUCUGACACUGACAGGUCAGGAUGGAGCAGAGCCCUGUCUCAAGGACCUGUCUGAAGCUUUGACUGAGGCAACAGGUGUACCUUCAGCUUCACAGAAAAUCAUUUUUAAAGGAAAGUCCUUGAAGGAGAUGGAGGAAAGUCUCUCCAGCUUUGGGAUAAAACAAGGAAGUAAACUUAUGAUGAUUGGGAAAAGGAAUAGUCCAGAAGAGGAGGCAGAGCUGAAGAAGCUCAAAGACAUCGAGAAGUCUGUGGAGCAGACAGCCAAGAAGCUGGAAAAAGUGGAUGGAGAACUGACAGGACUGAAGAAUGGUUUCUUAGCGAAGGAUUUGCAGGCUGAAGCUCUUAACAAACUGGAUCACAAAGUGAAGGUUGCUGCUGAGCAGUUCAUGAAGAUUCUGGAACAGAUUGAUGCCUUGAACGUGCCAGAGAAUUUCAGUGACUGUAGGAUGAAGAAAAAGGGACUUGUAAAAACUGUUCAGGGAUUCCUAGCUCAGUGUGACAAGAUCGAAGCUGGUAUAUCGGAUCAUCUGGCGAAGAUUCAGACCAAAAACUUAGCCCUAGCAGAAUAGCAAGGAGCUCACUCCUUACAUCACCGGUUACUGUAAGAGUUGCUCUGUGAGCAGCCGAAGAACCAUCACAGCAGGCUUCAGUACUGGAGCAAGUGUAGCAGCGUUUAUAUAUGCCUCAUGUCCGAUCUUGGGCAGUCCAAAAACUUGCAGUGAGUUGAGGUUUGUAAUGUCGGAUGCAUACAGCAGUCUCAGCUCUGGUUCGCUGCAGUGCUGUAGUUCAGUUCAGGCCUCAUUUUACAGCCUAUGGGCCAGUUUCCCACACUCAGAUUAAGUCUAAAUUCGUGCUGGCAGCUCUGCAGUUUAGUCCAAGACUAGGCUUAAUCCAUGUCCUGGAAACCAGCCCUAAGGACCAGAAUUUAACAACCCAGAGUCUGGGGAUUACAAAUUUUACGGGUUUGGCGUCUGCCUAAGUGAGAACUGAUGCCUAAUUUUAUUUGUUAGAUAUGACUGCUUACUAAUUUGGCUCAUCAGGAGUAAAUACACAGUAUGUGGUGCUUAAGUUGUCUCAGAUCUCGCUGUAUGGAAUUGUCCAAACUCUUAAAGGAGAAUUCUGGUGUGAAAUGGACUUUGGGUUUAGUAAAACGUGAUAAAAAGUACUUAUUUUUGAUGAAUAGCCUACCUCCACUCUUCUGCUGCUUUCUAAGAUCCAGUAUUUUUUUUUUUUUGCACUUUGCCCAAACAGGCUUUAGAAUGAGUGAUAUGGGGAAUGCCUUGCGCCUGCAGAUAAAUUGCUUUUUUCUACCAAUAUCCAGGUUUAAAGUAGCUCCACACUUCAUUGGUAGAAUCCAGAGAGCCCUGAUAUUUAAAACGAGGCAUUACGAACUUUAAACCUUUAAAGCCACUGUUUACAUCCCAUAGCAUAGGUAAAUCUCCAGGGGCCACCAACUUAAAUUUAAGUCACAAUAAAUCAACCAUCGUUCAUGAAUAGUAAAACCUUUUGAGCAGUGUUUGUCAUUUUUUGUUGGUGCUUUGCAUUCUAAUAUCGACAGUAACCAGAUUUUUUUUUUAACAACAACUGGAAUUCAUGCAUUUCUAAGGAUCUGAUUUUGCAAUCUGCUCAACUACCCUACCUAUUCGUUCGUGCUCUUCGCUCGUGACUUCUUGUGACUUAAAUUUAAGAUGGCAGCACCCAGAGAUUUACCUUCACUUUGGGAUGCAAACAGUGGCUUUUAAUAAACUUCUUGUGCAGUUUUAAAGUCCUAAAUGCCUAGUUUUAAAUGUCAGGGCUCUCCAGAUUCUGCCAGUGAAGUGUGGAGCUACUUUGAGCCUGGAUAACGGUGGAAAAAGCGAUUUAUCUUCAGGGGCAAGACAUGCACCGUAUCAUCCAUUGUAAAUGCCUGUUUGGGCAAAGUGCACAAAAUACUAGAUCUCAGAAAGCUGCAGGAGAGCAGGGGAGGUCUGUUCAACAAAGUUAAGUACUUUUUAUCACUUUUUAAUUCACCCAAAAUCCGCUUUACACCGGAGUUCUCCUUUAAGGACAGUUUCCCAGACAGGGAUUAAGCCUAGUCUUGGGGGAAAAAAAGCAUUUUGAUGACUAGGCUUAAUCCCAGUCUGGGAAAACUGACCCAUAAUCCUACAUUUUGCUGGUCCAUUUAAAAUCCCAUUUACAUGUACACUUUUGCACACAUUCAUCACACUCACAAUCCAAAACCAUACAACACAAAACAACACAGUUAUUAUUACCUCUGCUCUAUUAUAUUUAUGAGUACAGCUGGACAAUACUGUCUGCUGUGGUUGUAUAACAGGCUUAAAUCUCAACAUGUUUAAUGUGUGUGUGUGUGGGUGGGAGUGUUCUUAGCUUGUAAUGUGCUGACGAAGUCCUUAAAAACAGGGCUUGAAUCUGAACUACGUAACAUCAGAUGUUAUUCUCCCCUCAUUAUGGAAUCAAGUGUUUAUGUGCAGUAUUUUGCUGUGGAAAUAAAAUAUCUGUGAUUUUA
Molecule: messenger RNA, 2623 nt
Organism: Astyanax mexicanus (Mexican tetra)
Lineage: Eukaryota; Metazoa; Chordata; Actinopteri; Characiformes; Acestrorhamphidae
Gene: bag1
Product: BCL2 associated athanogene 1
Exons: 7
Coding region: 66-686 (206 amino acids)
Biological process (GO): protein stabilization
Cellular component (GO): membrane; cytosol; nucleus
Molecular function (GO): adenyl-nucleotide exchange factor activity; protein-folding chaperone binding
Source: RefSeq, a predicted model, not a curated record